Sorghum bicolor (sorghum) is the source of this 923-nucleotide messenger RNA. Its product is annotated as ATP synthase subunit b', chloroplastic. Bases 110 to 754 code for a protein of 214 amino acids. Gene Ontology annotation, biological process: proton motive force-driven ATP synthesis. Lineage: Eukaryota; Viridiplantae; Streptophyta; Magnoliopsida; Poales; Poaceae. Gene Ontology annotation, molecular function: proton transmembrane transporter activity. The transcript has a single exon. The record is from RefSeq and is a predicted model, not a curated record.
UAGAUAGCCGGCCGCCCGCCUCCCUCCCUUCUCCCCACCACACCUCCACUGACAAGCCGCCGCCGCUGCUCUUCCACGCCCCCACCGCACCUCUCCCGGCCUCGCACCCAUGGCCACGGCUAUGAUGGCUGCAUCCACCACCUCGUGCUCUCCGCGCCGUGCUGCGCCGGUCCUGAAGCCGGUGGCCUCCUCCUCCUCCUCCUCCAGCAGCAGCUCGGCGCGGCCGCGGCGGCCCUUGGCGCAGCAGCUCCCGCGGCUGCUGGCGACGGCGGCGGCGGCGGUGGCUGCAGCGCCGCUCCCGGUGCUGGCGGAGCAGAUGGAGAAGGCCCAGCUGUUCGACUUCAACCUGACGCUCCCGGCGAUCGCGACCGAGUUCCUGCUGCUCAUGGUGGCGCUGGACAAGCUCUACUUCACGCCCCUGGGCAAGUUCAUGGACGAGCGGGACGCCAAGAUCCGCGGCGAGCUCGGCGACGUCAAGGACGCCUCCGAGGAGGUGAAGCAGCUGGAGGACCAGGCGGCCGCCAUCAUGAAGGCGGCGCGCGCCGAGAUCGCGGCGGCGCUCAACAAGAUGAAGAAGGAGACCACCGCGGAGCUGGAGGGCAAGCUGGAGGAGGGCCGCAGCCGCGUGGAGGCCGAGCUCGUCGAGGCGCUCGCCAACCUCGAGGCGCAGAAGGAGGAGGCCGUCAAGGCGCUCGACGCGCAGAUCGCCUCGCUCAGCGACGAGAUCGUCAAGAAGGUGCUCCCAUCCGCGUGAGGGAACCAAACCAGCGAGCCGGCGGGCGUUCCUUUCUUUAGCUUUCUGAUGAUCAGUGUGUAUACGCUUGUCGGGCUGCCGUCCAUGGGCGGCCGCGGCCCUGCCUUCUUAUCUUAUGACUGUAAUUGCAUCGAGAAAAUAAACGAAUGAUAAUUUUGAAGAAAUCUCA